CCAAGUAAAAAGCUCAAAAAAACAUAAUCAUACGGAAACCCUUCAUGUGCUAAAACAUAGACUGAAUCCUACAGAUCGUUUAAAACCUGGUGAUUCACUUUUACAAAUCCUUAUUGGUACUCUUUCUAAUUUUUUUGCCCAUUCGCCCGAAUUAAACCUUACUUUGACUGGUGUAAUUUCAGCGCUUGCCAUAUGCCCAUAUAGAUCAUUAGAAGGUUGGUUGGUAUUUAGUGGCGCUGAUAGAUUAGAUAAUCGGAAUGAUUCUUCGACCAAAGAUUUUGAAAGUCUUCAACACGAGGCCAGAAAUCUUGAACUUUCGCUUGGUAUUAUUGCAAGUAAUAAUGAAUAUCUUGGAUCUGAGAAUAGCCCAAAUGAUGAAUUUGAUGAAUCAGAUGAUCGUUCAAUAGAUCAUGAUGUUGAGAAAAGUGCAUCAGCAAAUAAUGCUAUUGGGUCAGUAACAAUGUGGGUUAACUUUCCACCAUUCUUUACAAUUUUUAAAACCUUAACACAACAAGUUGAUUAUUAUCGUAGCGAAAUAGAAAAUUUUGAUCAAUAUCUUGAUGAGAGGAGAAGAAGUUUACUAGACACAGAAGAUGAAAUUGAAGAAAAUUUCUUUAAUCAACAAAAAACAAACUUCACAUCCCGUAGUAGGAGAAACAGUAAUAGUGCCCAUUCUUCAUCCACAGGAAAUUUGCCUAGAAAACCUUCUAGUAAAGAUCUUAGUAGGAGUAACUCUUUGUCAACUUCAACACCAAAAAAGGUUCCAAAAAGGGCCAGUUCACUUUCACGUAAAGAUUCGCUAUCAUCCUCUCCUAUUAAUUCACCAUUAUCAUCAUUUAAAUCCUCACAAUUUUCAUCUAAUCUAAUCACACCGCUUUCAACGCAUUUUCAUGAGACUGAAAAUAUUAAAAUUCAACCACUUUUCCCUGCUCAUUUUGUUAAUGAAGACGAGGAAGACGACCCGGUUGAUCUUGGUGAAGACGAAGAAGAUGAUGAAUUAUUUACGCUUCUUAACAAUGUAGUUAUUUUGGAAGAGGCAAUAAAAGAAUUAGUAGCCAUAAUACAGGUCAGAAGGAGUUUGGGUAUUGAUGAAGUUAGAUAUUUGUAA
Molecule: messenger RNA, 1108 nt
Organism: Entrophospora sp. SA101
Lineage: Eukaryota; Fungi; Glomeromycota; Glomeromycetes; Entrophosporales; Entrophosporaceae
Source: the annotation of a GenBank genome assembly